GUCCCACACGGCGGAGAGUGGUCGGAACCCUCUCGCGUCUUCUUCCCUUUCCCCUUCCCCUCCCAGAAAAGCCUGGGACCCGGCACCCGGGCAGUCUCUCGGCCGCUGCGGGUACAGAGUCCAGACCGCUUCCAGGGCGGAAUCUCACAUUCCUUACAUCCCUGCCCUGGGUUUGCAGCCGGUCCCUCUUCACAGGCUUCGCACACCGGAAAGCCUUCUCCAAGCCAGAACGCAGAGGAAAUUGAGGACUGGGAAGGAGGGAGCUGGAGAAGGAGCAGAAAGCUGAGAGGGAGUGCUCCCGAUUGUGACAUCACAUCCAUCCCCUUGGCGAUGGAGCUUGUUACUAGGAGGGAAGACUCAGUCGGAGAAUAGCCAACAAGAUGGGUUACUGGGAGCGUCUCCUGAGUGGCACUGAGUGGAGGCAUCAGGGGGUCGGAGCCUUGUGAACAGGGAACCUGCCCCCCAACACUUGGAAGGACCUGGGUUUCAGUGAUGAGACAUGGGGUAUGAUGUAACCCGUUUCCAGGGGGAUGUUGACGAAGACCUUAUCUGUCCUAUUUGCAGUGGAGUCUUGGAGGAGCCAGUCCAGGCCCCUCACUGUGAGCAUGCUUUCUGCAAUGCCUGCAUCACCCAGUGGUUCUCUCAGCAGCAGACGUGUCCGGUGGACCGGAGCGUUGUAACGGUCGCCCACCUGCGCCCAGUACCUCGGAUCAUGCGGAACAUGCUGUCAAAGCUGCAGAUUGCCUGCGACAACGCUGUGUUCGGCUGCAGUGCUAUCGUCCGGCUUGACAACCUCAUGUCUCACCUCAGUGACUGUGAGCACAACCCCAAACGGCCUGUGACCUGUGAACAGGGCUGCGGCCUGGAGAUGCCCAAAGAUGAGCUGCCAAACCACAACUGCAUUAAGCACCUGCGCUCAGUGGUACAGCAGCAGCAGACACGGAUUGCAGAGCUGGAGAAGACCUCAGCGGAACACAAACACCAGCUGGCGGAGCAGAAGCGAGACAUUCAGCUGCUCAAGGCGUACAUGCGUGCAAUUCGCAGUGUCAAUCCCAACCUUCAGAACCUGGAAGAGACCAUUGAGUACAAUGAGAUUCUAGAGUGGGUGAACUCCCUGCAGCCUGCACGAGUGACCCGCUGGGGCGGCAUGAUCUCCACCCCUGACGCUGUGCUCCAGGCUGUCAUCAAGCGCUCCCUGGUGGAGAGUGGCUGUCCUGCCUCUAUUGUCAAUGAGCUGAUUGAAAACGCCCACGAGCGGAGCUGGCCCCAGGGUCUGGCUACAUUAGAGACAAGACAGAUGAACCGGCGUUACUAUGAGAACUACGUGGCCAAGCGCAUCCCUGGCAAGCAGGCUGUUGUCGUGAUGGCCUGUGAGAACCAGCACAUGGGUGACGACAUGGUGCAGGAGCCUGGGCUUGUCAUGAUCUUUGCGCAUGGCGUGGAAGAGAUAUAGAUCUUGACGGGCUCUCUGGAAGAGAUGAAAAUCUGAAGAUCCUGUCACUCCAGCAGCAGGGCCCCAAGUCCUCCCCACUUUCCUUAAUACCGUGGCUUACCCUGGAGCCACACGUGUCCCAGCUGUGCCACCACUGAAGGGGGCCGCAGGGCACUCUGCCUAGCCUUUCAGGUGGGAAACCCAGAUUCCCUCCUUUUGUCUAAUUUCUUCCCCCAAGAUGUCUGUAAAUUUUCCACCUGAUUGGGAAAGUCCCCAUCUCUAUUUCUGUUUUCCUGCCUAGGGUCCCUGGUUCCAGAUAUUUUCAGAAAGCACAAAGAUACUCAUUUUUGAUAGAGGAUCAGGAUGGAGUGAGGAAUCGCUAACUGUUCCCUUCCUCCAAAACCUGGGAAUCCAGAUGAGGCAGGUCUGUUGACUCUGAACAGCACUUAGAGGGCAGCUGUGGGGAGCAGACAUCCUGAAGACAUGGUAGAGUGGAACAAAAGCCUAGAAAUAAAUAAUGAGGCCAGUAGGCCAUCGCUGGCGGCCCUUAAGAGAAGACUGGACCUCGGUGCCAAGCAAUACCCCCAGGCCACUUAAAGGUGUGGGCUCCUGCCAGGCCUGCGGGUGUACAGUUGGGGAUGCCGAAUGUUUUCAGAUGAGCUCUUCUUUCCUACACUUUCUCACGGUUAGGCAACGACAGGGUUGGGGGUGAGGGCUUAGUCUCCUGGGGUGAAUGUGCUCAGCAAGAAGCAAGUUGCUGGCUUCUGCUGCAGUUGGGUGGGUGCUGCAUCUGUGGCACGGGCCAUAAUAGCCCCCUAAACCCCUCGCCAGUCCUGUGAUUGUAACUAGUUAUUUUGAUAACUUUCUUUCACUCUUUCCCUCCCACUUUUUUUUUUUUUUUUUUUCAAAGAAAGGCCUUAUUAUGGCUACCCCACUUUUCUAGCCCAGCCAUGUUGUUGGCAAUUUAAUUUAUUUACCUUUUUUUUUUUUUUUUUAAGAAAGGAAAAAGAAAAAAAAAUUAACAAAACAGAAAACUUUUCUUUUGCUGUUACUGUUGUGGGGAUUUUUGGAUAGGGUGGGACAGGGCUGAGGUCUUUUAUAUUUUUCCUUUUCAGCACAACCUUUGGCUUUAAUAUAGGAAGGGCCAUGGGAGCCCCUGGCUGAACUGAAGCCUGCCCCAAGCCUCCAUAACCCGUCUAGGAUGAGGCGCUUCCUCUAUUCCAGUGAUGGAUAUGACCGUCCAGCAUCACUGACUGUGCCCUAGAGAAUUGUGCUCCCAGCCUCUCCAGGGUCUCAUGGUAAAACUCUGAAUUUAAUUUUGAAGAAAUCCUACCCGCCACCAGCCCUACCCCAACACCCAGUUUCCUUGCAGAUAUAUAGCUGGGUUCUAAGCUUCACCAGGUAAGACGGGAUGGAAAUCCUGUCACUGAGUACAGGCUGUGCUGUCUCACCCAUACCCGCCAUGGGCUUCAGCUCCAUUUCAAGCUGCCCAGGGCAUUCCUUCAUCCCUGGGGUGACCAGCAGAGUAAGAGAAGGGGAGGGGUAGUGGGUGUGAUUAUCUUAAUAUGCAGGUGAGAGAGGGGCUAGAGGAAGAUGGCCAUAGGACAGCUUGGACUUUUAUCCCAGGCCAGCUUGCUGUAGGUCUGGAUAGUUGGGUCAUGGCUGCACUGGGACUAUGGGGAAGAGAGGGACACAGCUUGAAGGCGGUGAGGAACGGUCGUAUGUUCCAGCUCCGGGACGUUGUGCUCAGGAAUUUGAAAACGCUGCUAUACUUAGUCUGGUUACUACACUUCUUCCACUCCCCUCUGCCCCUGCCUGCCUUACCCAGGCCCAUAACCCUCCUGUUAUCACCUUCAGAUGGAGCCAGGAAGCUCAGUUAAGGCUCCCCUACCCUUUGCACUAGUGUCUCUGCAGGUCGCUGGUUGUGUUAUACAUGUGCUGUUUCAUGGUAUUGACUGCACUAAUAAUAAAUCUUUCACUUGGCUCUCUCAAUUCUUAA
This is a messenger RNA of Capra hircus (goat), 3431 nucleotides long. It is a transcript of the gene RNF41, whose product is annotated as ring finger protein 41. Gene Ontology annotation, molecular function: ubiquitin protein ligase activity. The transcript is spliced from 8 exons. Lineage: Eukaryota; Metazoa; Chordata; Mammalia; Artiodactyla; Bovidae. Bases 500 to 1453 code for a protein of 317 amino acids. The record is from RefSeq and is a predicted model, not a curated record. Gene Ontology annotation, cellular component: plasma membrane signaling receptor complex. Gene Ontology annotation, biological process: positive regulation of JNK cascade; regulation of canonical NF-kappaB signal transduction; protein K63-linked ubiquitination.